AUGAGCCUAAAGAAGAAACCCAAAGAAGACGACCACGAAGCACUGGCCGGAGAAGAAGAAGCUGCCACAGAUGGUCAAAACUAUGUACUCGUUCCUCCGGAUGGUGGAUGGGGCUGGCUGGUGCUCCUGGGCAGCACAUUGGUCAACAUGUUGAUUCCAGGCACGCUUAAAUCAUUUGGGGUGCUGUUCGUGGAGUUCACAGAAGCGUUUCAUGCGUCGGAGACCGCAGCCUCAUGGAUACCCGCAAUUUGCUAUUUUCUCUAUUGUUCUUUAGGUCCUGUUUCGAGUUACCUGUCAUCAAUAUACUCAUAUCGUACAGUAACGCUAAUUGGAGGCACCUUAGCUUCUCUGGGAUUGAUGCUCUGUUAUUUCGCCGAUUCAAUCACAUUUCUGUACUUCAGUUACGGGAUGAUGUUCGGCUGCGGCGCAGGUCUGGCGUUCCCACCCGGAAUAUUCAUCGUGACAUCGUACUUCGUCAAGUACCGAGGGUUCGCCAACGGAGUGGCCAUAUCGGGCAGCUGCCUGGGUUCCAUGUUCCUGCCGCCGUUCCUGGGCUACCUGAUCGAACACUACGGUUACAAGGAGGUGGUGCUGAUACUCGGAGCCCUUACGCUCAACGUGUGGGUGGGCGCGAUGCUGUACCAUCCGGUCGAGCAGCACAUGGUCAAGCAGUACGUGGAAGACUGUGAGUACGUGGACGACGGGCUGGACAGCGGUGGCGAAACGGAUGCGGUGGUGACGUCUUCGGUUUCUCUGGCCGUGGCCGCGGCCAACUCGGUGGUCGGCGGCAAGAGCUUGACGGAAUUGCACCGGUGCGGCGUCGACGACGACGACGAGGACGGGCGGCACCAGGAGACGGUGUCGCUGCUGGCGCAGAACCUCAACGGUUACGUGAUCGUCAAUGAGCUGAACGCGUCCAGCGUUAAGGUGCCGGCGGACGAUCGGUACCUGCUGGCCGGCGGCGGCGUGGCGAUCAUCGCAGCGGUCAACAGCAAGUCGGUGGCGCGGCCGCUGGGCGGUGGUUCCUGUUCGCCGAAGUCGCUGCAGGCGUUCAGCAGCUGCGGCCUGUUGCGGACCACCAGCGGCGGCGCGGCCGACCACAUGCAGCUGCAGCACCAGAACCUGCACUACCAGCACCAGCACUGCAGUAACCUGCAGGCGCCGGCGAUCCGCGGCGCAGCCGCGUCUUCGUCGCUAUCGUCGCUGCGGUACGUCAGCACGCCGUUCCACGGCAGCACGUUGGUCAGCCUGUACGAGGAUUCGCAGCCCAAGAAGAAGCAGCAGCAGGAUCAGCGCCGGCGGCGGCGGGACAAACGGCGGUCCGGUAAGCAGCACGAGCAACCGGAAGCCGGCGGCGGCGGCGACGGGACCGACGAUCAAUCGACGUCGUCCCGCCGCAAGACCGUGGCCGGCGCGCUCCAAUUGCUGUCCGACCCGCUGUUCAUUGUCAUACUCGUGUCUAACGCCACCACGGCCAUCGGGUACACCAACUCGGCCAUCCUGCUGCCGUCGUACGCCAUCAGCAUCGGCCACGACAAGAGCAGCUCGCAGUACCUGCUGUCCGUGGUGGCCGUGCUCGACCUCGUCGGCCGGGUAGGCGGCAGCACGCUGUCCGACUGGAUCCGGCUGGACAAGCGGUACUACUACCUGGGUGGGCUCGUCCUGUCCGGAGUCGCGCUGUUCGUGCUCCCGUUCGCCGACGACUACCCGACCAUGUGUUGCGCGUGCGCCGCGUUCGGGCUCGGUUCCGGCGUCGUGGUCGGCAUCACGGCCGUCAUUAUGGUCGACAUGCUGGGCGAGGAGCGGUUGUCUUCGUCGUACGGCAUAUCACUGUUCUGCAACGGGCUGGUGCAGCUCAUCGGGCCGCCUGUGGCCGGAUACAUCUUCGAGACGAUCGGCUCUUACAAGCCCGUUUUCCACGGCAUGGGUGUCAUACUGCUGUUCGGUGCCUCCACGUGGCUGCUGACGCCGUUCUUCAAGAAGAACCAUCAACGCCACUGA
This is a messenger RNA of Macrosiphum euphorbiae (potato aphid), 2001 nucleotides long. NCBI's taxonomy places the organism in Eukaryota, Metazoa, Arthropoda, Insecta, Hemiptera, Aphididae. The record is from the annotation of a GenBank genome assembly.